AUCAUAAGUUACUUCCCCUACCGGAAAUAUUACCAUAGAGAUUUAACAUUGAAUGUAUUGUAAAACAGCUGUAAAAUUGAAAACUACAUUUAACAAAAACAAAUAAUCUAUCAUGAGCUUAACAACCAGUUCUGGAGACUCGGGGAAGCAGCCCCUGUCUACUGCUGAUGUUGUUCCACCUCUAGCUGCACCCGAGGCUGUCAAGUUCUUGGAGGCUAUAGUGCCAGAAGUAGACUACAAAUAUUUGCUAUUUGAGGACAACCUAGUGACCACAUCAGAUACAGGCAAAGAGCUUGGGGAGUUCAAGGUCACGAUUGAGCCAACCAAACACAAAGGUCAGGAAUGCUUUCUGGUUCACGCCAACAGCCACGGAGCCAUCGACGGUGUACCAUGCGGAACAUCCAUCAUAGCCUAUGUGGGCAACAAUCUGGAGACACUAGACCAACAGCAUCAUGAAUAUGUCAAGCUGGAGAAUUGUCCCUUAGACAGAAAAACAUUUAUAGUUAGACAAGAAGACGGCAGUUUUGUGGUCAACAGGGUCAUUACGCAGGGGGAGGACAUACAGCGCUCAUCUAAAACAGUUUCAUCUGAGCAUAUGAGAGGGUUUAUUUCAGAAGGCUCCAACCUGAUGUUACAUAGACUGUUCUGCUUGUUAUUUGCAGGCUCCAACCUGAUGUUACAUAGACUGUUCAUAGAGAAAGGCAUCCCAGACUCUCUACAGUUGGUCUCCUUUGACUCAGAUACAAACCUCUGCCCUGCUAUUUAUAGAAGGCUAGAGGAGCGAACCCAGACAGUGGAGAAGACUGAACUCAAGGUGUACGGUAUAGAGAGAACCAUCAACUCCACAGUGGACCUGCCCACUACCUGGCAGUCUUACUUUAUGGAGGACGGACAUCUCACUAACAGAGUGCAGGUUGGGUCUCCAGUAACAAUGAAGCUGUCCUUUGUACCCCCAUACAUUGUCAGAGAUGAGGAGCCCCCCAAGCCCACGUUUGAGAAGCAGCCUCUGAGAUGGGAGGAGGAUGCACAGCUCUACUCACAGUUCCUGGACAGAAAGGAAGAGUUGAAGGCGGACCAUGCCAAAUAUAUGCACCACCAUCCAGAGCUGAAGGCGCUUCUCGCAGACUUCAUGCAGUUCCUGUUACUACGGAAACCAGAUGAUGUCAUAGCGUUUGCCGCCGAGUACUUUGCUGCGUUCUCCACGUCCAUACCUUCCCCCACCCCCUACCUGGCCUCCAGCUCUGUGACUCCAUUCCCAAACAGCCGAACAAACACAAAGAUUGACCAGCUUAGAGCCCCUACCAGAUAAUUCAUUAGUGACGUUUUUAUCUGAAGUGGUUCUAGCAGUGUUUUUGUCAUGAGUAAGCUAGUUGCAAGCAACUUUUAUUAAUUUGUUGACUUGCAUUUAAAAUGUUGUUGAUUGGAACCAAUUGAAUGUAAGGAUUUUUUGCGAGAUCUGAAAUUGAAAGCAAAAUCUUUUAAUCAGUUGACUUGUAUUUUCUGUGUAACAUUAAAUAAUUAUUCUUGAUUUGUCAGCUUUUUGCGGACAAAAGACCAUGUUUUUGAAAGAAGGUUUUCUUUGUUGUUAGAAAAGACAAAGUUUACAGGCUAAAAUUAGUGAGAGGUGCAUACAAUGUCCUUGUUUUGACUAUCAAACUCUGUGAAUGUCUGUUGAUACAUUGUACUGUUGUAUAGUCUUUGUAUACACUCAACUUUAGACUACUUAUUUAUGUUUUAUAUAUUUCUGUGAUAUGGCUGCCAUGUCUGUACAGCGUAAAUGUCUCAAUGUUUAUUAUCGAUGAAUAAAUAACAAAGACUGUUUCCUCACAAGUA
This is a messenger RNA of Dreissena polymorpha, 1833 nucleotides long. Its product is annotated as ciliogenesis-associated TTC17-interacting protein-like. The coding region runs from base 113 to 1309 and encodes 398 amino acids. The transcript is spliced from 10 exons. Gene Ontology annotation, biological process: actin filament polymerization; cilium organization. The record is from RefSeq and is a predicted model, not a curated record. NCBI's taxonomy places the organism in Eukaryota, Metazoa, Mollusca, Bivalvia, Myida, Dreissenidae.